UUGACGGACAAGACACUUGUCGCAUCAAUUUUGCCAAUGCAAGCUGCUGGCAGAUUUACCAGCAGCAGCGUUGCAUUGGAGGAUGUGUGCAUUCUUUGUCCGUCCUUGCCAAAUUGGGCCUUAAGGCGAGACUGGCCCGUGCGAAUUGCAGCAGCUGAUGCCUGUCCAGAUGGCCUUGAAAAUGUUUACCUGUGCGGACGGGUGGAGGAAGUGCAGAGGCUUUCGUCGCGCUUCGCUCCGCUGGGAUGCUUCGUCGAUCGCUCCGUGGAGGGUGCCGAGCUGCCGAACUGCGAGGUUUUGCCCCAGCUGGCGGAGGAUUUGGCUCUCGCAUGGGAGCCCCUCCUUGCAGCCGUGUGCUCCAGGCAUGUCGCCACUAUUCAGGAGAUGAUCCUCAGGCAAUGCAGAAGAAGGCCUGAAAAGUUGGCCCUCAUCUAUGAGGACAGAGAAUGGACUUAUCAGCAAAUGUGCUCUGCAGCUUGUAGCUUUCGGGAUCGCCUUCGAGAAGAGGGCCUUUGUCCGAGCAGAGGACCGGUGGCUGUAAGACUGGAUGCAUCAGACUUUUCUGCAAUUUGCUUUCUAGCACUGCUAUCGGGCCGUUUCACCAUACAUCUCUUGGAUCGGGGUGCCUCAGGGCAACGAUUUCGUCUUCAAGCAUGUCCAAGUCAGGCCAUUGUCACUGCACGUGGUCAGGACUUGACUGUUACAGAGGACUUGCGUGUUUUCAACAUAGACGAGAUGCAGCUGGAUUGGUCACAACCAUCAAACAGCUUGCAUAUGGACGGCGAUCUGAAUGAUGUGGCCUUCAUCGAGUAUACCUCUGGUUCCACCGGUGCGCCCAAGUCCGUGGCCACUCUUCAAUGGCGCAUUGCCCACUGGGCAAGAUGGCACUGCUUUCAUUUUCCACCAGGGGAAGCACGAGAUGCCUACAAUCUAUUUUGGAUUUGGUACUGGCAAAUCCCACUGUCAACGGGUAGCACAUGUGUUGUGUGGCCCAAUUGGCAGAGCCAAGAUAUCAGCCAGCUAAUGCACUACUUCGCAAAACAUAGGGUGACACGCUGCAACUGUUUGACGCCUGGACAACUCUCUGCACUACUUUGCGUGGAGGAUCACUUGCCCAAGGACUUGCAGGAAGUCUUUGUAGGUGGCGAGGCCUUGCCCCUGGCAACCGCUCGAAGCUGGCUGCAAAAGUGGCCUCGCGUCAGAUUGAUCUUGAAUUAUGCGACCACGGAGACAGCUGCUGAUAUGGCAUUCCUCCCAAUCACAGAGGAGAUUGCAAGUUUAGAGAUGCCCUUUGCUCCCUUGAGCACCCAAAUUGUUUGUUGGAACAACCAGAUGACCGUUGAGAACGAGGAGCUCGUGGUUUCUGGAUGGAAUGUUGCGGAUGCUUACCUGCCCCCAACGGCGUCUUCUGCAUUCAGAAGGAACGCGGAUGGUCUGAGCAACAGCUACCGAACUGGUGACAGAGCCCAAAUCAGAGAUGGGCACAUUUUCAUUCUGGGCAGACUCGACAAGGUCGUGAAGAUUCGUGGAUUUCGUGUAGACACAGAUGGUUUGGAGUCUUUAUUGAUGAAGGCACCUGGAAUUAAAGCAAUCUGCGUCAGAAAGUUUGAGGAGAGCUUGUAUGCCGUGAUCUCCACUCUUGACCUGGAGACCGUUAAGACUUUUGCCAAGGAGAACUACGAACAUUCACAUCUUCUUGUUUGGAUUUCCGUCGAUGCCUUGCCAAUGACGAAGUCUGGCAAGAAAGACAUCGCAGCCAUCACGCAGAUCUUGGAGAAACGUUCGCAGCAGAACGAUGAGGUCAUGGAGUACUAUGGCGAGGAAGAGCAUCGCGUGGCUGCUGCCUACAAAGAGGUGCUUGGUCGGGACAUCCACCGAGAGAUGCCCUUCGUCGAGGCUGGAGGCCACUCCUUGUUUGCAAUGAGGAUUGCCAAGCUCCUGGGGAUUUCGCCUGUGGAGCUCUUCAAAUUUCCCACAAUCGCCUCCCUGGCCAAGUCGCUCGAGCCCUCCGAGGUGGCGGUGAAGCAGGUUGCCAGUGGUGUCAUCAGUUUGCCACGGGUGCCGCAGGCAUCGAGCGGCCCAUUGGCAAUGGUUGGUUUGGCGUGCCGCCUGCCGCAUGCAACCUCAACGGAGCAGUUUCUGGACUCAUUGCAGGCUGGUCACCUCAUGACGACAGAGCUGCCGGCGCUGCCUGGGCAGAUUCCACGCAAAGGCGUGGUGCCGGACUUGGGCUUUGACUGUCACUUUUGGAAGUGUACGGAGCAAGCAGCGGCCAUGAUGGACACCGCACAGCGUGCGCUCUUGGAGAUCUCCUAUGAGGCUUUCCAUGGCUCCAACUUCUCGGCACAGCUUCGUGAUGGACAACUGCGAGGUAUAGAUCUUCCAGAAAGGAAUGCAGCCGUGAUCGUGUGUGGAGGCUCUCUGAAUCACUGGCCCUUGCAGCUCGUGGACCUGGAGGAAUCUCGCACCAUGCGUCCAGAUGAGUACUUCAAUUGGGAGGUUGGCACCGACAAGGACUAUUUGGCCUCGAGCAUUGCCUACCGUUUCGAUUUGCAUGGGACAGCUGAGGUGGUGCAAACCGCGUGCAGUUCAGCACUCGUGGCCAUUUCGCGCGCCGUCCAACUCCUGAAGGCGGGACACUGCGACUAUGCGCUUUGCGGUGGCGCAUCAUUCUCUCCAGAUGCGCCUAUUGCGGCUGUGGAUGGAUUGAUUUGGGCACCAGAUGGAGUAUGCCGACCCUACGCCGAGGGUGCCAAUGGCACUACAAACGCCGAUGGUGGUGGAAUUGUGAUUUUGUCACGUGCAGCUGCUGCUGUGAGCCACGGCCAUUUGGCCCAUGCUCAUGUGUUGGGCUCUGCGACCAACAACGACGGCGCCCGGAAGACCACCUUCUCCGCGCCCUCGUAUGAAGGUCAAGUGGAGGUGAUCCGACAAGCGCAUCUGGACGCGGGGAUCUUGAGCUCUCAGUUGGAUUAUGUGGAGGGCCAUGGCACCGGGACCAAGUUGGGGGAUCCAUUAGAAGUGGCCGCCCUUACGGAGGUCUGCCAGGAGGCCCACAGAGUCUUGCUUGGCUCGGCGAAAGGCAACGUGGGCCAUUUGAACACUGCUGCAGGAGUGCCAGGUCUUCUUAAGGCUGCCUUAAUGCUGAAGCACCAGUGCAUGGUGCCGUCCCUCCAUGCUGUAAAUCCCAGCAAGGAGGUCGACUGGACCAGGACACCGCUCACUUUGGCGACCAUCUCCGAAAGCUGGCAAGGCUCUUUGGCCGGUGUGAGUUCUUUUGGCGUUGGUGGCACCAAUGCGCACGUGGUACUCAAAGCUUCAGCCCAGAAUGCACCCGCCAUGCCGAAGGUGACCUGGGAAAGAAAGCCAUUGGAGGCUUUGCUCUCCUCAUUGGGCAAAAAGAACGGAGUUCCAGUUCAUCGUCCGGUGCAUCAUGUGCCAGUCAAAGAGGCAAAAGGCUUGGAGGACUGGUUCUAUGAAGAAACCCGCGAGGCCGUGCGCUUGAGCGAGCUGAAACCGAAACUUGCCUCGGUCUUGUGCGAUGGCGAUGAAUCAUCCAUGCCAGAGGGGAUGCCAAGAACUACAGUGCUGACCACCUGGCAACGUGCAGUCCCUGCUGCCAAGGCUGCAGGUGGCUUCCUAAUUUUCUUGGGAACCAGUGCUCAGGAGCCAGAUGUGAACGACAAAUCUCAAGAAGGGCUGCUCCUGAAUUGCAUGCAUUUGAUCAAAAAGCUUACGCAGUCUAAGAGCACCUUCGAAGUGGCCUUCAUCCUCAACAACACGCUGAGGUAUGCAGGGCUCCUAGGAUUUCUGCGCAGUGCCAUGAAAGAGCACCCGGAGCUACGACUCCGGCUCCUCCGCCGCGAGGGGCAGGCCCCAGUGCUGUUCCCGGCGCGAACGGGCGAGUUCAUCCUGACGUCCUCAGGUGUGUUUGAGCCACGCCUGCGUUCCGUUCGUCCUCCAGCGGCAGUCGAACCCGCGGAGUACCAGCGAGCUCUGGUCACGGGUGGCCUGCGUGGACUGGGACUGCGGGUGGCCAAGUGGCUGGCUGACACUGGCAGGGCCAAGUCCUUGGUCUUGCUUGGCCGUCACCAGUCCACAGGCGCCAAUGCGGAGCUCUUGGAGAGCUUGUCAGGAGAACUACCCGUAGAGGUACGUCUGGGAGACGUGGCGCAGUGGGAACAGGUGGAAGGCCUUCCUGACUGUGAUCUGGUGGUGCAUUGCGCCGGGGCCGUGAAGGACGGUGUGUUGCUCAAAUUAACGAAGGAGGAUGUGAGGAAGGUCAUUUAUCCAAAGAUGCGCGGGGCCUUGCAUCUCAGGAAGAAGUAUCCCAAUGCAAAAAAGUUGGCCUUCUCCUCGAGCUCGGGGCUCUUCGGUGUACCUGGACAAUCCACAUAUGCAGCAGGCAACACCUUCGUCGAUGCUGUCAUGCCCUCCAUCCAGUGGGGAGGCUGGGCCGAAACUGGGAUGGUGGAGGACUUGGGCAUCGAGCCUUUGGCCGGCGAGCGCUUCGUGCCGGUGAAGGAUGGUCUGGAGUGUUUCGGCCGCAUCCUGGAUGCCAAGGAGAGAGCCGUGCCAUUGGCCGUCUUAGAUGUGCAUUGGCCAGUCUUUCGACAUCAGACCAACGUCUUUGCCGUCGACGAUCCACUGCUCGCCACCAUUGAGGCGGAGAUCCCUGCGCCGAGCCCAGAUCCUUUGAAGCAGGUGUGGACCGUUGGCUCUGCUGGCAGCCGACAUCGUGGCACCCGAAGGGGUUUGGAGCUCUGCCAGCAGCAUGUGGUCAGUGGCAUUGCAGUGCUGCCCGGCUCCGCGCUCCUGUCGCUGGCGCUGGAGGUCGCGUCGCAGAUCCUGGGCACGGAGACGGUGCAGCUGCAGGACGUGAAAUUCCUGAUGCCAUUGGAGCUGCAAAGUGUUCGUCAAUUGACGCUCUCAGUCACUAAGACCACUUCAGGUGGUUCACUCCGCUUUAGCAGCCGAGCUGACGGCCAUGAAGCAGACUCCAAAGAGGCUUUGCACUGUACGGCCAACUUUACGGCCGCGGACCUGGUGCAGCGUCCGAGGUUUCAGGGAACGCUGACGCCGGUGGAGAGAAUCUACGAGAACUUUUCUGCAGCUGGGUACUUCUAUGGGCCAGACUUCCAAGGCCACAGCUUCGGUGUGGGAAGUGUAGCUGUGUGCUCCAUGCCGACCAGUGCUUCGCGAGAUUUUGUCCUGGAUCCGGCGCACUUGGACAUUGCGAUGCAGCUGGCCUCUCUGAUUCAUCCCUUGGGGAUGCGAGGUGCUCCGCAGUCCAUCCGCCGGCUGACGGCAAAGGUCGGAGCAACGCUGACGAGCUCCGAGGGCCGAGUUCUUCAAGGUGAAGAGUUCGUGGAUGUUCGAGUCUUCAACCGGGAUCAGCUUGUGUGCAACAUUGAAGGCCUUUCCUUGGCCACGAUGCACGUUGGAGUGCCUCUCAAGAGUGGCCGCGCCGUGUGGCAGGAGACGGCACAAGCUCGACGGUCCUGCUGGAGGAUUGUGGGAGAAGAAGUGAAGAAACUCCAUUUGCCUGAUGUCACUGAAAAGGAGGAGGAGCCGCACGAGGCGGUGGCCAUGGCCGUGAAGGCCCGCAGCCUCGAGGAUGUGAAGCGCUGCCAGGAGGAAGUUCGCAGCCUUGCGGCCAAAUGCCGUUGCUGGGUGCUUUGCCUGGAAGAAGAAGGCUGCUCCUUUGCAGAAGCAGCUGCAGAGGCAGCCGUCGAGGUUGGUGCCAUGGCGGUCAUUGGCACUGCGUCGCAAUGCUCCGAACUGUCCUUGGAGUUGGGAAUGGAUGCUACAUCCACACUGCGCAUCGUCGACGAAGACGGCCACUUGAAGCUGCUUCGACAUGCGGUGGUGGCUGCUGAUCGACCCGCAGCCCUGGUCGCCUCGAGGUGCGAACCCUAUGUGGUGGAGAUUGACUCCUCCAAGGCUCACAAGGGAGCCCAGUGCCGACUCUGUGAACGUCGAAGCCCAGGGCGAGGAGAGGUGGAGAUUCACAGCUCCUUCUGGGCCUUGAACUUCCGUGAUGUGCUUGUGGCCGUUGGUGCUAUCUCCGCGAAUGUGGGUGGCACCUCUUUGGGGCUGGGUGGGGAAUGCUAUGGCACGGUGACAGCAAUAGGCGAGGGUGUAACUGAUUUGGCCGUUGGCGACGUGGUCAUUGCAACACCUCCAGAUGGCAUGGGUUCCUACCUUGUGGCGGACGCGCGUGUGGUGACCAAAGCUCCCGAGUCCAUGAGCCCGGAGGAGGCCGUCGCAGGCACCUGCGCCUAUGCCACAGCCUGGUUGGCCUUGCACUGGAUGGCACGCAUCCGUGCAGGUGAACGCGUCCUGAUCCACAGCGCGGCCGGUGGCGUGGGGCUGGCGGCGGUGCACCUGUGCAAGAAGGUGGGCUGCGAAGUAUAUGCAACAGCUUCCACUGAGGAAAAGCGAGCACUUUUGCGGCAACUGGGUGCGCAAGUGUUCCACAGCAGGAAAGUUGCUGACUUUGAGGAAGGCAUUCUGGAGGCGACGGACGGCGAAGGGGUGGAUGUGGUGCUCAACUCUCUCAGUGGCAAAGCGAUCCCCGCAUCUUUGAACCUGCUGCGCGACUUUGGGCGAUUUGUGGAGAUUGGCAAACGCGACCAGUAUGAAGGCACUCAAAUGGAGCUGACUCCCUUCUUGAAAGGCAUCUCCUAUCACGCGGCCCACUUCGACGUUCUCAUGUUAAAACGCCCUAAUGAGUGCCGGCGGCUGCUGGAGGAGGUCUGGGCCGAGCUGCCCAACUUGCCGCGCUUGCCCACCAAGACCUUUGGCAUGGCCGAGCUCAAAGGUGCCUUGGAAUACUUUGCCAAAGGCAUCCACAUCGGCAAGGUCUUGGUGGCGGUUGAGGAUGGCGUCCCUGUGCUGCCCAGGCGGCCUCAAGUGGUGGGUCCCACUGGAGAUAUCGUCACGCAAUCUUUGCGGGCUGCCGGCACAGAAGAAGGUGGCAUGAUUGUGCAUUGUGUGCAGUGCCUCGAAGACGUCCCGGAGAACCUGCACCAAGCGCAGAUGGUUGUCACCACUUCCAGAUCUGUAGCAGCUGUGCUAAAGGAGUUGAACCCAGAGGCUGGCUGCAUUGUGCUCCCUCAAUGGGAGCCUCCGAGCAAUUUAGACGAGUGGCUCACCUUGGGAGGACUCAUCAUCACAUCCGAAGACGAACCUGAAGGCGAUUUGCGUGGCUGGCUCUUCAGCAUCGUCGAAGAGAUGGCGGGCCCCAUCGAGAUGGACACGACCUUCGAAGAUGCAGGUCUGGACUCCUUGAGCCUCAUCUCACUGGCCAGGAGAUUGUCCUCAAAGGUCAACAAGGUCAUCACUGUGGCAGACCUCUCCGACAAUCCAACACCACGCAAGCUACUCGAGUCUUUCACUGGCGGACCGCUGCCCGAAGUGCCACGCCCUCGGGUGGUGUGUCUCCACGGCUUCCGCUCCAACGGAGACGCCCUCGCCGCCCAGAUGGGUCCGAUGAUCAGUCAUUUGGGCAUGAUGGAGUGGGUCUUCCUCACUUCGCCGCGUCUGGGCACUGGCCCUGCUGCACCUCACAUCUCAGAUGGUCGAGAGUGGUGGGGCUCGGGUGACUUUGAGACAGGUUGGCAGAGGAACUACGAGGCCCUCACUGCGACGCUGCCCAACGUCCGCGCCGUGAACGCCGUGGGCGCCGUGGGCUUCUCGCAGGGUGGCGCAGUGGCUGCUUUGCUGGACUGCUCCUGGAGAGUUCUUUUCUCUCCAGUGAAAGUGCCCGGUCUACGACCUCAAUCUUCUGCUUGCCUCCUGACCUACGAUGAAAACGAAGAGUACGUGGAAGAAUGUAAGGCAGUUGGAGAGUUCUUCAAGGCGAAGCAGGUCUACACGCAUGGCAAGGGCCAUGACGUGCCACAAGAUGCAGCUUUCAUUAAGACCUUCCAGGGAUUCGUCUCUGGGCAGCUCUGAGGAGCUUCUUCCACCGCUCAAAAGGUGGCUUAUUCUUAGCUUAUCGGGGUUGCGCUGCAUAGGUGUGCCCUAUGUUAUAUGUUUUAGGAUAACGUUUUACCGACGCCCCGUCCCGAGCGAUCGACACCGGCGGGGGGUUUCGAAGAGCGAAACGGCACAUGGUGCAAAAA
Molecule: messenger RNA, 8129 nt
Organism: Durusdinium trenchii
Lineage: Eukaryota; Dinophyceae; Suessiales; Symbiodiniaceae
Source: the annotation of a GenBank genome assembly